Paramecium tetraurelia is the source of this 261-nucleotide messenger RNA. RefSeq lists its product as uncharacterized. The transcript has a single exon. Lineage: Eukaryota; Ciliophora; Oligohymenophorea; Peniculida; Parameciidae. The record is from RefSeq and is a predicted model, not a curated record.
AUGGAAUGUCCAAUGUGCUAUGAAUUCUAUGCUCUAGAUAGAGUGGCAAGAAACCUUCUCUGUGGUCACACUUACUGCACUAUAUGUCUUGAAACUAUGUAUAAAGUAAGUAAGAGAAUCGAAUGUCCUAUUUGCAGGACAAAACAUGAACCGAAUGUUAAACCAAAUAAUUUAAGCAAGAAUUUUGUGGCCAUGGAUUUGGCCUCUAAGCAUUUAGAAGAAUAGUAAGCUGGACCCUUUAACAAUUAGAAAAACAUUUGA